GAAGCAAUACUCAACACAAUGUUCUCCAAACUGGUAGCUCUUUGCGCCGUAGUGGCGGUGUCCUCGGCCGGACUCUUGCCUGCUCCUGUACACUACUCUUCCGCGUCUGCCGUCUCCUCUCAGAGCAUUGUACGUCAUGACGAACAUGCUACUCCCGUCGCCAAGCUAGCCCUUGCAGCCCCAGUCGCGUACCAUGCUGCACCUGUCACUGUAGCUUACCACGCUGCCCCCGCGGCCGUCACCUACCACGCAGCUCCUGCUCCCGUCGCCUACCAUGCCGCUCCUGCUUCCAUCGCCUACCACGCCGCUCCCGUUGCUAAAGUGAUUGCUCCUGUGCACUACUCUUCAGCGUCCGCCGUCUCCUCUCAGAGCAUCGUACGUCACGAUGAGCACGCGACUCCCGUCGCUAAGCUAGCCAUCGCAGCCCCCGUCGCGUACCACGCUGCACCCGCCACCGUGGCUUACCACGCUGCCCCCGCCGCCGUUGCCUACCACGCUGCCCCCGCGGCCGUCACCUACCACGCUGCCCCUGCACCCGUUGCCUACCACGCCGCUCCUGCUUCCAUCGCCUACCACGCCGCUCCCGUCGCUAAAGUGAUUGCCCAGCCUGAGGAAAUCGCCCACCCCAAAUACGAGUACAAUUACUCUGUUGCUGACGGACACACCGGUGACAACAAGCAACAACAAGAAUCCCGUGAUGGUGAUGUCGUGAAGGGAUCGUACUCUUUCCACGAAGCCGAUGGCUCUAUCAGAACUGUUGAGUACUCCGCUGACGACCACAGUGGUUUCAACGCCGUAGUACACAACAGCGCCCCCACCCCUCACUACUCCUCAGCUGCUGCUGUCUCAUCACAAAGCAUUGUGCGUCACGACCAGCCCCACGCUGUGGCUGCUAAGAUCGUGGCUGCCGCUCCUGUAGCCUACCACGCUGCACCCGUUGCCUACCAUACUUCUCCCGUAGCCUACCAGUCUUCACCCGUGCACUACUCUUCCGCCGCCGCUGUAUCUUCGCAAAGCAUUCAACGUCAUGAUCAACCUCAUGCCACUAUUGCCCACUACGCUGCCACACCCGUCGCCCACUACGCUGCGGCUCCCGCUGCUCACUACGCUGCUGCCCCUGUUGCUCACUAUGCUGCUGCACCAGUAGCUCACUACGCUACUGCCCACGAGGACGAAUACGCUCACCCCAAAUACGACUUCUCAUACUCCGUAGCUGAUGGUCACACCGGCGACAACAAGUCUCAACACGAGAGCCGCGACGGUGACGCCGUGCACGGCGAGUACUCUCUGCUCGAAGCUGACGGCUCUGUGCGUACAGUUCAGUACACCGCUGACGCACACAACGGUUUCAAUGCCGUGGUCAGCAACUCCGCUCCCGCUAAACACGCCGCUCUUGCUCCAGCACAUAUCCUCGCACACCAUUGAUUUAGUCAUUUGUUAUUAUUAGUUAUUUAUUAUUUAUGUAUUCUUUCAAGGUAACUGUAAUUUUUAAAUAACGUACGAAAUAUAACAAUUCCAGUUAAA
Messenger RNA from Vanessa tameamea, 1524 nucleotides. Its product is annotated as histidine-rich protein PFHRP-II-like. Gene Ontology annotation, cellular component: extracellular matrix. Lineage: Eukaryota; Metazoa; Arthropoda; Insecta; Lepidoptera; Nymphalidae. The record is from RefSeq and is a predicted model, not a curated record. The transcript has 5 exons. The coding region runs from base 19 to 1425 and encodes 468 amino acids.